AUGAGUGAGCAACAACUUGAUUGUGCACUGGAUUUGAUGCGUCGCCUACCUCCGCAGCAGUGUGAACGAAAUCUUAUUGAUCUCAUCGACCUUGCUCCUGGACUUUGUGAUGACCUCUUGGGAACCGUUGAUCAACCGUUGAAGGUGGCGAAAGACAAAGAAACCGGCAAGGAAUACCUCCUUUGUGACUAUAGCAGGGACGGAGAUAGCUACAGAUCUCCCUGGACAAACACAUACGACCCUCCAGCGGAAGAUGCACAACUGCCGUCAGAAAAAUUGAGAAAAUUGGAAAUAGAAGCCAACGCUGCUUUCGAAAGCUAUAGAGACAUGUACUUCGAAGGAGGUAUCUCAUCGGUUUACUUUUGGGAUUUGGACCAUGGAUUUGCCGGAGUAGUUCUUAUCAAAAAAAAUGGAGACGGUUCAAAGGCUAUUCAAGGAUGUUGGGAUUCUAUCCAUGUAAUCGAGAUUAACGAAAGGUCUUCGCGUCAAGUCCAUUACAAGUUGACGAGUACGAUUAUGCUUUGGCUGCAAACAAAUAAACCAGCCAGUGGUAUGAUGAAUCUUGGAGGAUCACUAACUAGACAGAUUGACCAGGAUUCCCCAGUUAAUGACCAAAAUACUCACCUUGUCAAUAUAGGAAGAAUGAUUGAGGAUCAGGAAUCGAAAAUGCGUUCAACGAUUAACGAAAUCUACUUCGGUAAAACUAAAAAGGUUAUUGGUGAUCUUCGUUCCGUCGAUACUUCUAUGGAAAAAGAGAAGCAGGAGGAGAUCGUUCGUGAGAUUCGUACCGCUGUGGCGGGUCGUAAUAAUGCUGCGUAA
Haemonchus placei is the source of this 819-nucleotide messenger RNA. NCBI's taxonomy places the organism in Eukaryota, Metazoa, Nematoda, Chromadorea, Rhabditida, Trichostrongylidae. The record is from the annotation of a GenBank genome assembly.